AUGGGUGACCUCAAAUUGAUCACCUCGGAGGAAGAGGCUACGUUUGACUUCGAAGACUCCGAGACUGACGAUGAACACGGUAUUUAUCAUUCUCGCUGUGACAAGCGCUGUGCAGAGUUCUCAAGGCUCUGGUUGCUGGCACUGACGGUCGCUGUGAUUUUAGGUCCUGUACUCAUUGUGGCUGUCCGAGCGCAAUCCGACAAAGCCGUGACCACCAGCAAACUCUGGUUGGAAAGGCAAUACACGCAACUGCCGGAGAAGGUGAAAAGCAAUUCCAUUGGAGACGCCACCUUAGCCUUCAUGAUCGGCUACUCUCGGCAACAACGUUUGCAGGCUUCCAUCAUGGUGGACAUUUGUUUCGGCUUGGUCUUUUGUGGCACCUUAACCUCCACCUAUAUCGCCACUACGGAUUGGGCCAAAGCGCCCAAGGAUUUCCGGCAGAGCCCCGGCGCGUAA
Messenger RNA from Cladocopium goreaui, 456 nucleotides. The record is from the annotation of a GenBank genome assembly. Lineage: Eukaryota; Dinophyceae; Suessiales; Symbiodiniaceae.